AUGCAAUUACGUAUUCUUACACUUAAUAUUUGGGGUGUUCAUUAUGUUUCGAAAUUUAUUAAUCAACGUAUUCAAGCAUUAAUUGAACAUUUAUUAAAUCCUGAUACUAAUUAUGACAUUAUUGGAUUACAAGAAGUUUGGAGUAAAGUAGAUUAUAUUUAUUUGCGUGAUCAAUUAAAAACUAUAUAUCCAUAUAGUUAUUAUUUUUUAAGUGGUCUUGUUGGUUCAGGAUGUUGUAUUUUUUCAAAAUAUCCAAUUAUUGGUGUUUAUGAACAUCGUUAUACAUUAAAUGGUUUUCCACAUAAAAUUCAACAUGGUGAUUGGUUUUGUGGUAAAUUAAUUGGUCUAUGUAAAAUCCUUGUUAAUGGAUAUGUUAUUAAUGUAUACAAUACACAUUUACAUGCUAAUUAUCAUCAUGUUAUACCAAAAGAUAUUUAUUUAGGACAUCGAAUAUGUCAAGCAUAUGAAUUAAUACAAUUUAUUGAAAGUACAUCAUCAGCUGAUACAACUCAUUUAACAAUUCUUUUAGGUGAUCUUAAUUUAACAAAUGAUGAUUUAGGUUUUAAACUUAUUAAAGGUAUUCUUCAAUUAAAUGAUUCAUUUCUUCAACGUAUUAAUAAAGAUAUUUUUGAUCCAACUGUUGGUAAUAGUGGUUUAACAUGUGAUUUACUUGAUAAUCCAUAUGUUAUUCCACAUCCAUAUCAAGGUGAAGGUGAACGUAUUGAUUAUAUUCUUUAUCAAGCACAAAAUGGUUAG
Molecule: messenger RNA, 756 nt
Organism: Rotaria sp. Silwood2
Lineage: Eukaryota; Metazoa; Rotifera; Eurotatoria; Philodinida; Philodinidae
Source: the annotation of a GenBank genome assembly